CUUUACUGUACGACAGUUUGGGCUUUGGAGUUGAAGCAUAUUUCUGAUAUUUUAGAAAAAAAAUGACGGAGGAGGUGGCAGUCGAAAAAUUAGAAAAUAAUUUUUUUUAUGCCCUUUACUCAUACAGGCCUGGUCCUCAAAGUUCCCCAAAUGACAAAGGAGACAAUGUCAAUGAAAAGGCCACAGAAAACUCAGGAUUCAGUUUGUCACACAUUUUGAGUAACCUACCAGAAUCCACAGAAACUAGUCUGUCACAGUUCCUGUUUACUAAGAUCUCCAAGGGCCUUCUGUACAAUGAUGCUAGCAGCAUCUCUUCCUUUAUGUACAGUGAGGGAGAUUUGGAGAAGGAGAUGUACUGUUAUUAUUGUAAGCUGAGUGGAAGUGACUCAGCUAAUAUGGACAUCAACCUCGGGAAAGGAGACUCGGGUGACAGUGGGCCCAAGGCACAUGUUGUGUGCUUCCUCACAUUGCAUGAGAACAUGCUUGAUCAUUUCAGACAUGAGUUGGAUAUGUAUGCUCUGGGGCUCUUCAAAUUUUUGGAACAAGAAAAUGAGGCCCAGGUCAAGUUGUCCAUGGAGAGAUGGUCGUAUGAGACCACAGAGUACCUCUGCAGAAGUCUGCGACUGGUCGGCCAGGACAUUAAGUACCUGAUGUAUGCUGCCCUGAUGGAUGCCCAACUGGUAUUUGACGGGGUGGAGAGCAGCGUUCAGCAGGAUUUAAUCAGGUUUGUGAGGUCCUGCAGUCUGGGGGACAUACUUAAGCAGACCGAGAGCCCUCUGUCAGGGAGUCUAGAUAUGCUGGCUGACCUCAACAUUUCGGAGGACAAGAAAAGGACAGUUCAAAUCAAAGCUGACAAUGACGGUCUGAAGUUUGAACCAGAGUACUGUACCAAGUUCUGUGAUGACUGGAGUCAGUCAGUGAACAGCUUAAGUACAGACAACCCUGGACUCAUCAGGCAAUUCAUAGAGGCAGGCAAAAUGAAGUACACUCAAAGUAUCAACACAUUAAAGAGACUGAUGAUGCAGGCUGAAAAUGACUUUUAUGCAUUGUACAGGGCAUACAUGUUCCUAAAGAAUUCUGGGAAUUGUGAAAUCCUAUUAAACUGUGCUCAUCUUGACUCUAUACCAGAGACAUAUAAUGUGUUCAAAUGUUUAGAGGAGUUUGUGAAAGAGACAGGUGUGAGGUAGAACAAGUGUAUAGAAAGCAAUAAAAUGACAUAGUAUACAGUU
This is a messenger RNA of Ostrea edulis (European flat oyster), 1229 nucleotides long. Its product is annotated as protein Njmu-R1-like. Gene Ontology annotation, cellular component: trans-Golgi network. Bases 63 to 1187 code for a protein of 374 amino acids. The record is from RefSeq and is a predicted model, not a curated record. The transcript has 11 exons. NCBI's taxonomy places the organism in Eukaryota, Metazoa, Mollusca, Bivalvia, Ostreida, Ostreidae.